GCCUGGUUCGCAGCGGAAGUACCUUGCGAGCUCGCGCUAGUGUGGGUCGCGCAGUGCCCUGUGACCCGCCACCGUCUGGUACCGCCAGCUUCCGGCAUGAAGGGCUCGGGUGUCGAUACUGGCUCCUCCUCGCUCCAGCGCCAUGGAAUGCCUUCAGAGCCUGACCCGACUCCUGCCUCGCGCUCUGUGGCCGCCUCAGCGCAGCCUGUGUGCUCUGGCCUUGGGCCUGACGCCUAUGGCCCGCCCUGCUGCCGCAUGCACUACCCCAGCCAAACCACUGGGAAGGACCCGGGCCGCGCUGCUGUGCAGACCCCACCUCCGCCUGCAAGGUGAAGUGUACCAUUCUAGAACUUCUGAUGUCUCUCAAGCCACUUUAGCCAGUGUAGCCCCCGUGUUUACUGUGACAAAAUUUGACAAAGAGGGAAGUGUUACUUCUUUUGAAAGGAAGAAAACUGAUUUACAUCAAGAAUUAGGUCUUCAAGCCAGAGAUUUGAGGUUUCAGCAUCUAAUGAGCAUCACAACCAGAAAUAAUAGGAUUAUCAUGAGAAUGGAGUAUUUGAAAGCUGUGAUAACUCCAGAGUGUCUUCUGAUUUUAGAUUAUCGUAAUUUAAAUUUAGAGCAAUGGCUAUUCCGGGAACUCCCUUCACAGUUAGCUGGAGAGGGUCAACUCGUUACAUACCCUUUACCUUUUGAGUUUAGAGCUAUAGAAGCACUCCUGCAAUAUUGGAUCAACAGUCUGCAGGGAAGACUUAGCAUUUUGGAACCACUGAUCCUUGAGACAUUGGAAGCUUUAGUGGAUCCCAAAUAUUCUUCUGUAGACAGAAGCAAACUGCACAUCUUACUACAAAAUGGCAAAAGUCUUUCAGAAUUAGAAACAGAUAUUAAAACUUUCAAAGAGUCAAUUUUGGAAAUCUUGGAUGAAGAAGAGUUGCUUGAAGAGCUUUGUUUAACAAAAUGGAGUGACCCACAAGUCUUUGAAAAGAGCAGUACUGGAAUUGACCAUGCAGAAGAGAUGGAGUUGCUGAUGGAAAACUACUACCGAUUAGCUGAAGAUCUUUCCAAUGCAGCUCGGGAACUUAGGGUACUGAUUGAUGAUUCUCAGAGUAUUAUAUUUAUCAAUCUGGACAGCCAUCGUAAUGUUAUGAUGAGGUUGAAUCUACAGUUGACCAUGGGAACCUUCUCUCUUUCACUGUUUGGACUAAUGGGAGUUGCUUUUGGAAUGAAUUUGGAAUCUUCCCUUGAAGAGGACCAUAGAUUGUUUUGGCUGAUUACAGGGAUUAUGUUUAUGGGAAGUGGCCUAAUGUGGAGGCGUUUGCUGUCAUUCCUUGGACGACAACUAGAAGUUCCUUUGCCUCCUAUGAUUGCCUCUGUACCUAAAAAGACCCUUCAGGCAGAUAUAAGGAUGGAAGUGAAACACAGCUUAAGGCCAGAUGGACUUGGAUCAAAUAGGAGUGUCCUAACAAACCGUUACGAAUAGCCUGGUGGAAACUGAAUUAUUUUUUUUAUGGUAGUCACACAAACUUCUGAUAACUCUUACUACAUUUUAAUAGAGUCAAAGAUUUGAAAAAAAUAAAACACUGAUAUUUUGUCUGAUGAUAAAAUUGCGGCAGUCCGAUACUAGAACUUAAUUACAUUUUGAGUAAAGAAGCAAAGUGUUUGGUUUCUAAAAGGCCAAAAUUAUAUUUCCUACAAUCUUAAAAAGCUGUUUUUAUGGAUAAGGUGUGAGUCAUGGAGAGAGCAAAACAAGAAUAGAUUGUGUAUAGGUUUUAUUUAAUGUAUACAUAUCAAGAAAAGUGCAGUCUCCUGCCAGACAAAGCCUGGAAACACACCCAGUUAUGGGAUCAGGUAGAUGUAGUUCUUACUGUACGGAAUCACAUUCUUGCAAAUUUCUUGAUGUUCAGGUGACUAUAAAGCUAGCAAAAUAUUUAUUAACCUUAAAACAAACUGGAAGUUUAUGCUUUAAGUCAGUCUUUGACAUAACCUUAUUUUUUGUACUUGCCUUCUUUUUAUAAAAGGUAAAUAAAAAGGAAAUAACAGCUUUAUAUAGAUUACAGUUAAUACUUCAAUUUCUUUUUUUGUGUGUUUGAAUUUGUUUCUCUUAUUUUUUAUUUUUUUUUAGGAGAGCAAGGCAGAGGCUUUUAUUUAGAGAGAAAGUGAGAGGACAGAGCUCCUGACUCAAGCCAGGAGGGGACAAGAGAGUCCCAAUUUCUUGACCCCUGAAACUGUUUUUCUUUGUUUGGCUAUAAUUAAAGCCUUUGGAAAUAGAUUUAAAAGAAAGUAUUCCCUGUUACUUUAUAUAAAGCUGCUUUGGUCAUUCCCUGAUUUUAAGAAUAGAUGGAUGUGUCACCCCAAUACCUCUCCCAAGAAAGGGAAAUGUAUGCCUACCCUUCAGAGGUUGAUGGGUGGGCUUUCUGAAAUGAGCGUAAACUUCAGAGUUUGUGAUCUUUCUGUUUUCACAAUCAGAUUUGAGUUUUAAAAAAAUAGCUGAGAUUUAUGUCUCAAAGCUGCUAUCCUACUUAAUAUGUUAACUACCAUUUUUAUAUUUUCUAGAGGUUAAAUAUAGCUCUGCAACAGAACAUGUUAUAUUUGCCUCCAAAAGUAGCAUGCAUGGAAGAGUAGAGUAUCCAGAGCAGCUCUUGUACCGCAAAUGUAGUAAUAAGAAAAAAAAAUGCAUACCCUAAUGUUUUAGAGGUUACCUCACAUCCUAAUAUGUCAUAUAAGUUUAAGGGUCCAAUUACCAAGUGGUAUGGUGACAGGAAUAAAAGUGUUAUUUCAGUAGGUGAUUUGAAAGGAAACAGAUAAAAUUAUAAGCAGUUUUCCUCAUUCCUAUGUGGCGUUAUGAGGAGCCAUUAAAGGGAAGCUAAAGAAUAGAAUGUCACAAACCAGACUGCCCUUGUCUUGGAGCACUGAGUGACCCAUUUGGCACCUUGCAGGUAAGGAGCACAGUUUAUGGUGUGGCUCUUGGAAUGUGAAUAUAUAGCACCCUCUAGCAUCAUAAACCUGUUGGAUGAUUUUUAAGCAAGUAUUGUUAAUAUGUUUGUACAAAGUAUCUUUGAUAAUACUUAGAUGUCAUGGGGCACUUUGGCCCACCUCAUAGCACUCUGUUUUGGAUCUUAUCACUGUAAAAUAUGUAAUACAUUACUUAACUGUGACACAUGGAGAAUUGGAAGCUCAGACAGCAAAAUCUGAUUUGACUGAGGUCAGGCAUGGGAUAGAAUUUUGGCUUUUUUCCCUUUUAGAGUUACUUAUAGUUUGGGGUAAUUUUUUUGAUGAGUAAUAAAAAAAUUAUAAAUAACAUCAUC
Messenger RNA from Manis pentadactyla (Chinese pangolin), 3302 nucleotides. It is a transcript of the gene MRS2, whose product is annotated as magnesium transporter MRS2. Gene Ontology annotation, biological process: mitochondrial magnesium ion transmembrane transport. Bases 143 to 1477 code for a protein of 444 amino acids. The transcript has 11 exons. Gene Ontology annotation, molecular function: magnesium ion transmembrane transporter activity. Gene Ontology annotation, cellular component: mitochondrial inner membrane. NCBI's taxonomy places the organism in Eukaryota, Metazoa, Chordata, Mammalia, Pholidota, Manidae. The record is from RefSeq and is a predicted model, not a curated record.